AUCGAUAGCGCGCACACAAUUCCCGGUUCUUCUAUCUGUAAACAAACUAUCAAACUAUCUAGUUGCCGUAGAAAAAGACGCCAAGCCAUGGAGGCGGCCAUAUGUCGUGUUUGCCUGGAUAACAACGAGAGCAUGCUCAAUAUCUUCGGACGGUCGCACGAGUCUGGGACUUGCAUUGCGAACAUACUCUCCCAGUGGAGUGGCUAUCCCGUCGAGAUGCACGAUCCCUUCCCCAAGACCAUUUGCACGUCCUGCCUGCAGGACGCAGAGAAUGCCUACAACCUAGAUAUGGAACAAAAAUUUGAUCAGAUCACGACGCCCCUGUUGGAGAACCUGGACAAGGACAAGGAGCAGGUGUCCAAAGCGAAGGAAUCCGAGCUGGCAGAAACAGUCCACCAGGAGAUCCACAUCAAGGAAGAAGUCCCCGACUUCUGGGCCACAAAGGAACCCGAAGUGAUCAACGAGCCUCUGGUAGAGGACAUUUUCGAGGAAGAACCGUGCCAUAAUAUCUCACACCUGGACUCUGGCCCAGCGAUUAAGGAAAAUGUACAGAGGAAAUUCCAUGGCCCUAACGAUAGAGAUGUUGGAAUGCAGGAUGAUGCUUCUUACUAUAAUUUCUUGGGCUUGGGCUCUGGCCCAGAGACUAAGGAAAAUGUACAGGGGAAAUUCCAUGGGCCCAACGAUAGAGAUGUUAGAGUACAUGAUGAAGAUCUUUUGCAUAGCAUCUCUGACUCGGAUUUUGGAUCAGUGACAAAGGAAGAUGCACAGGGGAAAUUCUAUGGCCCCAACGAUAGAGCUGUUGAAUUGCGGGAUGAUGCUCCUUACCAUAUAACCACAGACUCGGACUCUGAACUGGUGAAUAGGGAAAAUGCACAGGGGAAAUUCUAUGGCCCCAACGAUAGAGAUGUUGAGACACAUGAUGAUGCUCCAUGCCAUAACCUCUCUGACUCGGGUUUUGCACCUGUGACAAAGAAAAAUGUACAGGGAAAAUUCAGUGGCCCUAAGGAUAAAGCUGUCAAAGAGCAGGAUGAGGCUCCUUUCAAGUGUUCGCAGUGUCCAAAGACCUUUUCGGCGAAGGCAAGUUACCAACAACACUUGAGGGUGCACAAGGGGCGAACCUUCAAGUGUCACCUCUGUAUGGCCACCUUCAAAGUGGCCAAUAUCCUCAAGGUUCACAUGCGCAUCCACACCGGAGAACGGCCGUACCACUGUGGCCUCUGCAACAUGACCUUUACAACCAAUUCCAAUCUCAAUCGGCACAUGCGAACGGUCCAUUCCACAACCGAGCGCAGGCGUUACAGACUGCGAAUGCCGCCAACGACCGCCUAAACUCCUGGCAAGCUUCCCAAUGCAUACAGAAGUAAGUGUCAAAUUUAAGGACGACUCCCACUCAAAGACUUUCAACGUGAUAUCGAAAUAAGACAAAUUACCGGCUAAGGAACUCUUAUAAGAAAGGAAAACGUACCUUUACAUAUUAGUUUAGCAUCAAGAUUAUUUUAUAAAUGAUAUUUAUAUUAAUGUUACACCAAAUUACUACAUUGUAGCUAAUGUAGACAGAAAAGAAUGGGUUUCCAUAUUAUUUUUUUUUUUACUAAGGGUUGACUGGAGACGGGACAACCGACAGAAUAAUUUAUAUAGUACCUUUAUGUAAUAUGUAUUAAUUAAUCAUUCAAGUAAAUAAAUAAAAAUAAAUUCAAGUAAAUAUAUUUAUAAAAGGAGGAAGUGAAAGAGCAAACCGUUUUUGUAUGAAAUAUAUUGAUAUUUUGAAAGACAA
Messenger RNA from Drosophila biarmipes, 1774 nucleotides. Its product is annotated as zinc finger protein 177. Gene Ontology annotation, cellular component: nucleus. The record is from RefSeq and is a predicted model, not a curated record. Gene Ontology annotation, molecular function: RNA polymerase II cis-regulatory region sequence-specific DNA binding; DNA-binding transcription factor activity, RNA polymerase II-specific; zinc ion binding. Gene Ontology annotation, biological process: regulation of transcription by RNA polymerase II. Lineage: Eukaryota; Metazoa; Arthropoda; Insecta; Diptera; Drosophilidae. Bases 88 to 1329 code for a protein of 413 amino acids. The transcript is spliced from 2 exons.